AUGGUUACUGGUGUUGAUCCUGACAAGGAACGAAUUCAACUGGCCAAAGAAGCGCACAGUCAAAUCGAGAAUCUCUCGUUUGUAGAAGGGAGUGCCAUAAACUUCCCAGGAAUUGGUGCUAAGAUUACGACAUCAUUUUCAGUAAAUACGCCCUUCAUUGAAUGGCAAACAAGCAACAAGUCUUCAACAACAUAAAGUCUUAAGGUUGGAGGAAAAGUAGCAAUUCAAUACAUGUCCUAGCUACCCUUGUUUGAUUACAACGCUUACGUGCUACUAAAUCCCGAAAACGCAGAGCGCAUUUUUCGUUUGUUUCAUCUUGAGUCAAAGACGAAGAUCGAGCGGUACUGUUUAUUAGCGGGAUUUGAUGAAAUCAUUCGGAGUUUUGACACCCACUGCAAGGGGCUUGUUUUUGAAACCGUUCAGGAGUUUCUCGAAUGGCAAUGGUCGACUACAUGUGGCCUGUUUGAUCCUUCCCUUGUCACUGAAGAGCGAUUGAAGAAGUAUCUGGGUUCUGGGUCCCUACACUGA
Porites evermanni is the source of this 528-nucleotide messenger RNA. Lineage: Eukaryota; Metazoa; Cnidaria; Anthozoa; Scleractinia; Poritidae. The record is from the annotation of a GenBank genome assembly.